Hydractinia symbiolongicarpus is the source of this 4765-nucleotide messenger RNA. RefSeq lists its product as uncharacterized. NCBI's taxonomy places the organism in Eukaryota, Metazoa, Cnidaria, Hydrozoa, Anthoathecata, Hydractiniidae. The record is from RefSeq and is a predicted model, not a curated record. The transcript has 4 exons. Bases 849 to 3032 code for a protein of 727 amino acids.
ACUUAUAUGAGAGAUUAUAACGGCGCUAUUUUGAUUGUUGAUUGAGCAUGCGCACAAUCGACCUGACCCCCAAUGAAGUAGACAUUUUUCUGACGUCAUAUGUGUUUAAAAUAUCUUGAGAAGGAGACUUGUGAUGACAAAUUUUUUUUAUAUGAUUGCAUGACGUCAAGGGAAUUUCCUCAUUGUUCUUACCUGUUGUGAUUAAAACACAGAGGGAAAACCCCGAAUUAACCCCCCUUCCAUACAUCAAAUAAAAUUUUUAAAUUGUGGUGAAAUAAUAAAGCUUGAAUAACAAUGUUACUUAUCAUGGUUUAAUAGAUAAAUCUUCAUUUUUACGUUUUUUAAACUUUAGUAAAAUCAAUUUGAUUUUUAACUUUUUAAAAACGAAUUGAUAUUUAUAUCGCUGUUUUUCUCUGUGUAACUCGACCCUAACACACUAAUUAGAUUUUUGUGAUAAUACUACGAACUUUCAGUUUGGUGAAUACUACGUGAAACAUACAAGCAAACAAAGUAAUGGGAAGAUUUAUUCCAUCCUAAUGGCUGCUGCUUUCUCCCCUCCGACUGUAACUAUGUUACAUUACUCGCUGGAGAUACGUACAGUAUUGCUCUAACUUGCUUGCCUCAACCUCGUUCCCAAGCCAUUUUGCCUUGUUGAUGAAGAUGUUGGCCACUCCGCAAUAACGGCUCAGGGGCCACAAGACCGUGGGGACGAAGAUGUUGCUUGCCUGCCACAAGUUGCUAAAUGGUUGUCAAAAUCAACUUUUUUAAUACUGUCUUGUGGGUGUUACAUCAUACGUUUUUCCAAUAGUACGAUAGCUGUGUUUAUCAUUUACUCCUGCUUGCCGAUUAUGAACUCGACAACGACAUCACCAUCGAGCACAUCUACCUCCUUUACGUCGUUUGCCACGGGCGCAUCUACCACAGCCUCUUCGACAGGUGUUGCUAUGGCAACAAUUUCAUCAGCAACAGGCGCCACAAUGUCAACGUCGAGAUGUGCUACAGCUAUUGCAUCUUCCGUCGGAGUUGGCGUAGCAACAAAUACUACAGCAUCCGUCGGAGUUGGCAUAGCAACAAAUACUGCAGCAUCCGUCGGAGUUGGCGUAGCGACCAAUUCUGCAGCAGCCACUGCAGCAUCCAUUGCAGCAUCCACAUCAAUGAUACCACAAUGUGAUUUCUGGAUGAGGGUAGGCUUAAUGUUGCAGUUAUGCGUGAAGUCUGCACUUGUUUGGAUACUGCACAACUACCAUAACGAUCCUACCUACACGGGACUACCUGACAAUGAAGUUGCAUUGUUCAACCGGAUGGCAAGUUUUAAGAAUAAUUAUCAAAGUCAACUAAAAUCAAUUGUCAAGCCUGAUCAAUGGCUCGUUCUCUGCCCUCCAACUGGUAAAUCAAACGCAAAGGAUUGGGAUAUAACAUUGAUCAUUAUCGUUAUUUGUUACGAAACAAAACUCUCUCCUCCGCAGGGUGGAUGGAAACAAAAGGUACCACGUCCUGGUGACCAAAGUAAAGCCGCAUUUUGUUUACGUGCGCGAGAGCUGCGCAAUAACUUUAACCAUGGGAGUAUCAAUAACAUUUUAACGCAUGCGCAAUUCAUUUCUUACGUCAAAACAAUUGACUCCAUUUUAAAUGGCUUAUGCUACAACAACAUGUCUCUAUUUCACGACUUGGAAACAGGAACCUUGAAAAUGUACACAGGUCAAAUCGUGAAAACAUUGGAAACGAAACUCUCUUGUUUGGAACAGUUCGUGAGCGAUAUGGAGAUACAAAAAGUUGACGACAACACCAAAAGAAUUGCUGCUGCAGAAACCAAUGUGCUUGAUCAUUCUAAACAGCUUUCUCUACUUCAAAUCGAGGCGAAAUCCGUACGUAUAUCAACAACGGAUUUACACACAGCUAGCGAAGUCAAUAGCAUUGUCAUGGAUAAUUUAUCUGGUGAAGUCAGAGACCUUUUAUCUGACAUUUCACUUACAAAGAGCAAUGUAUCCGUUUUGGAAAAAAAGUUUAAUAUUAGUAGCAUUAGUAUCAACAACCUCCAAUCCGAUUUUCAUGUCAUGAGAAAUUGGAUUUCCAUGUUGGAAAAUGGAAAGAUAGACGGUAACACAUUACGUGUUAAUCAACUUCAACGAAGCGUAACUUACACGCAAUCUGGUGUCGACUUCAUUGUAGCUGAUGUAACGUUGCUGAAACAGAAAUUGACCACCAUUGAAAACGACUUCAAUUGGAAGAUGAAUGCUACUGAUUUUUCACGAUUGCUUUUUGCAUGUAUUGAAGGGUACGAUGAGAAAAAGAUUGAAAGGUUUCGACAAUUAUGUGUGUCGUUUAAGUUGGUCCAAGAGGACGACAAACUCGAAAUUUUUAAGGAUUUUGGUGAGGCUAUUGAAGAAAAUGGAAAAAAUUUAUCCCAAAAUGUGCAAACGUUAAUUCAGAUCUUCGAAACUUUAAACCACCGCGAUGCUGUAGAAAAAUUGAAAACAUUCUAUCAAUGUUACUUCCCUGUGUCCUCCACUUCGAAAAGAAUUGUACAGUACGUGAAGAAAUUCAUCUCUUAUCUACCCAGCUUUAACAUCAAGAUUAUAUUUCUACUUGGCUUAUAUUUUCUUUACGCUGAGCAAAUAUACGAACAUUGGAGAUAUGCCUGGUGCACAUAUGGAACCAUUCGAGAUAGUCAGUUUUCAUUCUCUUUUAAAGGAAUUCGUGAUCCAUAUCAACUUAAUUAUGUUUGGGGCAACGUUGAAUUUGAUUGGAACAGUUAUCAGCAUUACUUUCCAACAAUUAAACCUCACUCAAACAAAAACAUGCACUAUUUCCUUAACACAAACAGAUGCAUUCUGGGUAACGUAAGAGAUGUUGGGAAUUCGUUCACAGGUAAGAAACCGGUCAGAGGAGCGGAAAUAUUUGCAGUUCCAGGUUGUUGCACCGAAGUUUGGUUCCAUGAUGACAACAACGGAUAUUGGAAGAAAUACAUUUCCGCCACGAAUAUUAGCUGUACAAAGUUGGGAAAGAAAAAACAUACUCCGAACGAAUUAUAAGACACGUAUCAUAUCAUUCAGAUAGUGAAACUGGAACAAGUACUGGUUUUAGCAUACCAUACUGGUUUUAUAGAAUUUAUAAAGAUGUAUCAUAUUGAUGCUUAAAAUUAGUAAUUGAAGAAUGUACACUUUCCAGAUAAUGUUUUUUAAACUUUACCUUUAUAUUUUUGUUGUUUUUGUUAUUUUUGUUGUUUUUGUUGUUUUUGUUGUUGUCGUUGUUGCUUUCUUCAUUUUACAUUUUAAUCAUUGAAUACAGGGGAAAUUCUUGUGUAAUUUUUAACGAAAUCUUAACUUUCCAAUUGUCUUUAUUGCGCCAUUUCACGUCCUUAGUUUAAAGAGGUUUAAUUUAAAAAUUUCCAAAGUACGUGAUCAAAGAGUUAACAGUUGAUAAAAGCGGAUCGGAAAUUCCUUGUAAUUAUUUCUUUAAGAAUAAAAAACUGAUUGACUUAGAUAAAAAAUAACAAACAUACAAAAAAUAAUUCAGGACUAAGUGAAAAAAAACAUUUUAGAAGUUAAUUUUACUUGAACUUUUCUUGACGACGGGCAAUACUGCGAAAUAUCGGCCCGUCGUCAAGAGCGCUAAGCCAAUCAGAAUGCUUAAAAACUUGUAUGGCCGGCUUGAAAAAUCCAGACGGUUAACAAACACUUUUACCCAAAAAACAUAAAAAUUUUUCAAUAGCAACGCAAAAGCUUUAAUUUUGAAUGUUGUUGAUCAUUUUGCUAUUUACGCCUUUGCUUGUUAGGCUUUCAAGACAAUCGAAAAGAAAGUUAGUGCCAGCUGGAAGGUGCCAGAUCAGCUGAUACAGGUUUUUUAAAAGUAAUAAUAGGGGAAUUCGUGAAAGAAACAGCUACAGGGUGUAAACCUAUUUCUCUCGGAUCACGGAAUAUUAAAACCUACCGUCUUUAAAUAAACCAUUUUUGUCUUUAAACUGGGCGGUUUAUAUUUUGGAAAAUGAAGUAAAGUAAUUAGAGCUCUGAAUAAUAGCAAUUUAAACUUUUUUUAUUUGAGUAAGAAAAAGAAUAGGCUUGAGAGAACUUACUAAAGUUGUGAAGUUGAGAGUGUCUUUUUUUAAUUUAGAAUUAUUUAAAUUUUUUUUUGUGCGGGGAAAAAAAUCCAUAAUGGGAGGUUUGUUGUGCUUUUAAAGAGCCAAACAUAAAACGUCCAGCUUAUUUUAUGUUAAAACGUUAAUAUAAACAUUUAACUGCAUAAUAGUUUAACACUUGGUAAAGACCUUUCCGAAUAUAUUGGAAGAUUUCAUUACAAACGUUAGCUAGCUACGAACUACAACAAAAAAGGUUAAGUGGUCUUAAUGUUUUUAUAAUUGAAGUGACAUCUCUUUUAAAAUAAGAUUCACUUGGAUCUGCAGCAUUAAGAACAACUUUUCUAUUUUCCUUUCUUGCAUUUGCUGACUUAACUUUUGCAGCCUUAAACAAAACCAUAGGAACCAAUCUUUUUCUAGACCGUCGAUGCCAUUUUUGCAACUAUUGUGUCACAGCCAAAAUUUGAUUGUCAGUGUUGUGGAAAUGUUUCAAAAAUAACAAAACUGCAAGAACGUGGGUAUCCAUUUUCAAAUAAAAACACUUGGCCUUGCUUCAGUACCAUAUGACUUUUUUACCAUUGCUUUUACAUAUGUACACGAAUUAUCAACUAAAGUUUUAACAGUUACUACCGUUCUAAUAGCUUUUACCUUAUGUAUCUUCAUCUUUUUUACACCAAUUAGCUACACAACUGA